Gracilinanus agilis (Agile Gracile Mouse Opossum) is the source of this 1868-nucleotide messenger RNA. RefSeq names its product FGGY carbohydrate kinase domain containing (gene FGGY). The transcript has 16 exons. The coding region runs from base 77 to 1735 and encodes 552 amino acids. Gene Ontology annotation, biological process: carbohydrate metabolic process. The record is from RefSeq and is a predicted model, not a curated record. NCBI's taxonomy places the organism in Eukaryota, Metazoa, Chordata, Mammalia, Didelphimorphia, Didelphidae. Gene Ontology annotation, molecular function: kinase activity; phosphotransferase activity, alcohol group as acceptor.
CCAGCUGAGCGGAAAGCUCCCAGUCAGGCAAACUUGGUGGGGCGCUGCCAUUGUGGGCCGUGCAAGUUCCCACAGCAUGACCAGUGCAGAGCAGGAACCGAUGAGUUACUAUGUGGGCAUCGACGUGGGAACGGGCAGUGCCCGGGCGGCACUGGUCAGUCAGCAGGGCACCCUCGCUGCGUACGCGGAGCACCCCAUCCAGAAGUGGGCACCUCGGCUAGACCACCACGAGCAGUCGUCUGAUGACAUCUGGGCUGCGUGCUGUAUCGUCACCAAGAAAGUGGUACAAGGCAUAGAUGCUAACCAGAUACGAGGACUUGGAUUCGAUGCCACAUGCUCCCUGGUUGUGUUGGACAAGCAGUUUCGUCCUUUGCCAGUAAACCAGGAAGGGGACUCCAAUCGAAACAUCAUCAUGUGGAUGGACCACCGUGCAGCUAGUCAAGUAGAGAGGAUCAACAGAACCGGGCAUCAAGUUCUGAAAUUUGUUGGUGGGGCGAUGUCUGUGGAAAUGCAGCCUCCCAAACUUCUCUGGCUCAAGGAGAACUUGAGAAAGUCUUGCUGGGACAAGGCAGGACACUUUUUUGAUCUGCCUGACUUCUUAUCAUGGAAGGCGACCGGCGUCACAGCCAGAUCUCUUUGUUCUUUGGUGUGCAAAUGGACCUAUUCUGCAGACAAUGGAUGGGAUGACAGUUUCUGGAAGAUGAUUAAUUUGGAGGAUUUCGUGGCUGAUAAUUACUGCAAAAUAGGAACCCAAGUGGUGUCUCCUGGAGAUUCUCUUGGCAAAGGUCUCACCCCAGAGCCUGCUAAGGAACUGGGCCUCCCCGCCGGGAUUGCUGUGGGAGCAUCGCUUAUUGACGCUCAUGCUGGAGGACUAGGAGUGAUUGGAGCAGAUGUGAAAGGGUAUAAUCUGCCCUGUGAAAACCAGCCAAUUACGUCUCGGUUGGCUGUGAUCUGUGGAACAUCUUCUUGUCACAUGGGGAUCAGCCAAAGCCCCAUUUUUGUGCCAGGCAUUUGGGGCCCCUACUUCUCAGCAAUGGUCCCUGGAUUUUGGCUCAAUGAAGGAGGGCAGAGUGUUACUGGAAAACUGAUAGACCAUGUGGUCCAGGGACAUGCUGCCUACCCUGAACUGCAAGCAAAGGCUUCUGCCAGAUUCCAAAGCAUCUAUACAUAUUUGAAUAGUCACCUGGAUUCCAUUAAGAAGUCUCUGCCUGUGGGUUUCCUCACUGCUGAUUUACACGUUUGGCCAGAUUUCCACGGCAACCGAUCUCCCUUAGCAGACCUGACACUGAAGGGCAUGGUCACAGGAUUGAGACUGUCUCAGGGCCUUGAUGAUCUGGCUCUUCUCUACUUGGCCACAGUUCAAGCCAUUGCUCUUGGGACGCGCCACAUUCUGGAGACGAUGGCAUCCGCCGGCCAUUCCAUCAGCACCUUGUUUCUGUGUGGGGGUCUCAGUAAGAACCCUCUUUUUGUGCAGAUGCAUGCAGACAUCACUGGCUUGCCCAUCGUCCUCUCCCAAGAGGUGGAGUCUGUCUUGGUCGGGGCUGCUACCCUGGGAGCCUGCGCCUCUGGGGACUUCCCUUCAGUCCAGGAGGCCAUGGCAAGAAUGGGAAAAGUUGGGAAAGUUGUGUUCCCCAGACCUGAAGAGAAGAGAUUUUAUGACAAAAAGUACAAAGUAUUUUUGAAGCUCGUUCAACACCAGAAAGAAUAUGCCGCCAUCAUGAACGAUGACGUCUGAGCUGGGCUUGGUUUGGCCAGAAAUGUUCAGAUGUAGAGUCCAGUCUCUCAUUCCCUCUACUUCUGUAACUUUUAAUAGGGUAAGACCACUCCUGGGUCACCUUGAAUAAAGAUGCCUGAGAUAUGGAAAGCUG